Telopea speciosissima is the source of this 1842-nucleotide messenger RNA. Its product is annotated as heavy metal-associated isoprenylated plant protein 33-like. Bases 406 to 1842 code for a protein of 478 amino acids. NCBI's taxonomy places the organism in Eukaryota, Viridiplantae, Streptophyta, Magnoliopsida, Proteales, Proteaceae. The record is from RefSeq and is a predicted model, not a curated record. Gene Ontology annotation, molecular function: metal ion binding. The transcript is spliced from 3 exons.
GCUAAGAUUAGAGAGCGCUCUCUCCCUCUCCAGUCUCCAGUCUCCAGUCUCCACCCCUUCUCUCCUGAUCUCACAGGACAAACGCAGCCCUGAAGUAGAGGAAGCGGUGAUAAAGAGCAUUUUAAUGUCUUCCAACCUCCUUUGAACAGUCUCUCUCUCUCUCUUUGUAAUCAGAACCUUGUUGUCUCUCCUCUCCGCUGCUGGGAAACCAUUUGUUUUCGCGUCUAUGUUGGGUAGGAUGAACCCACCAUAAAGGAUAGCAGAGGAGCCCUUUGUGGGUUUCGAGCAGGUCAUCCCCUCUGUUUCAGCUACCUCUGUUACUCAAACCUGACUUUUUCCUCUGUCCUUUCCAAAUUCUCUUCCCAUUAUCGCUUUAUAUCUUGUGUUUCUGUUUGACUGGAAGAGAUGAGUAAAGAAGAGUUUAUGAAGAUCCAGACUUGUGUUCUCAAAGUGAACAUUCACUGUGAAGGAUGUAAGCAGAAGGUGAAGAAACUAUUACAGAAAAUCGAUGGGGUGUAUACCACAACUAUAGAUUCAGAACAGGGGAAGGUGACAGUUUCAGGUAAUGUUGACCCAGCGACACUCAUAAAGAAACUCGGUAAAUCAGGGAAACAUGCAGAGCUAUGGAGUGCUCAAAAGGGCAACAACCAGUUCAAGAACAUGCAAAUUGAGAAUGGCAAAGGUGGCAAAGAUAACAAAUCUCAAAAAGGUGGAAAAGACCAACAGAAGGGUGGUCAGCAGCAACAGCAGCAGCAGCAACAACAACAACAACAGCUGCUUCAACGGCAACUACAGCAGAUGCAACAGAUGAAAGGGUUCGGAGAUCUGAGUAAGCUGCCGCAAUUCAAGGACCCAAAGAUGUCAUUCGGGGGCCAGAAAUCCGUAAAGUUUAACUUGCCCGAGGAGGAUGACUUCAGUGAUGAGGAUGACUUUGAUGACUUCGAUGACGAUGAUUUUGAUGACGAAGACGAAUUUGAUGAUGAUGAUUUUGAUGAACGCUUGAACAAAAUGAAACCCAUGAUGGGUAAUGGUCAAUAUUCCCAACUCCAAGGCGGCAAAGGCGGUGGCGGUGGCGGUGGCGGCGGCGGCGGCGGCGGUAACGGGAAGAAAGGUGGUGGUGGUGGUGGUGGUGGUGAGAUACCUGUGCAAGUAAAGGGCAUGGGUGGGAAUAAUGAUGGAAAGAAUGGAAAUGGAGGAAAGAAGGGUGGCGGUGGAAACAACGGGGGAAAUCAAAAUCAAGGUGGUGCUGCCCCCAAAAAUGGAGGUAAAAACGGUGCUGUUCCGCAAGGUGGUAAAAAUGGCAGCGGUGGUGGAAAUAACCAGAAGGGUGGCAAUAAUGGGAAUGCCGGUGGUGGUGGAGGAAACAAUCCUGGUGGUGGCAAGAAGGGUGGAGGGAAGAAUGAUGGUGGUGGUGGCGGUGGCGGUGGUGGUCAAGCAAUUAACAACAUGCAGCACCACCCAGGGUUCCAUGAUAUCGAUGUCACGCGUGGCUUAGGAGGGAAUGUGGGUCAGAUGGGGAAUAUCCGCAUGGCCAAUAUUCCAGCGGUGCAAGGUCUUCCGGCGGCGGCGAUUAAUGCCGGCGGUGGCGGGUACUUCCAAGGAGCAGGGCCAGAUAUCAUGGCUGGGAACCCAUACCACCAACAACAGCAACAACAACAACAACAGUACAUGGCCAUGAUGAUGAACCAGCAGCGUGCCAACGGGAACGAACGGUUCCAACCCAUGAUGUAUGCCAGGCCAACCCCGGCGGUUACAUACUUGCCUCCACCGCCAACUGCAGCGGUGGACCCCUACACCCAUUUCUUCAGUGACGAAAACGCAAACAGUUGCAAUGUGAUGUGA